CACGGAGGAUGUUAUCAGCCAAUCAAAGCACGAGGAAAGACACGCCCUUAAAAGGAUGACCAAUCAGAUGCCUGCUUUAAAAAAUAAGGGCGGAACUUUUUCCAUAGAGAGGAGGAGGGCAGGAAGUCGCGAAUCUUAGCGUGUAUGCUAAUAUGUAUAUUGCCACACCUUAUAGGUCCAUCAUCCACAAACAAGAAUGGAUAUAAGUUAGCAAUGACUGGAGAGAAAAAGAAGAAGAAAAAGCGGCUGAACCGCAGCAUUCUUCUGGCUAAGAAAAUCAUUAUUAAAGAUGGACGCACUCCACAGGGGAUUGGCGAACCCAGUGUCUACCAUGCCGUGGUGGUUAUCUUCCUGGAGUUCUUUGCCUGGGGACUGCUCACCACUCCCAUGCUUACGGUGUUACAUCAGACAUUCCCCAAGCACACAUUCCUGAUGAACGGGCUUAUUCAUGGUGUCAAGAAAUUCCAGGAUUUUAUCCUGCAGUUCUAG
Messenger RNA from Xyrauchen texanus (razorback sucker), 489 nucleotides. RefSeq names its product hippocampus abundant transcript 1 protein-like. The transcript is spliced from 4 exons. The record is from RefSeq and is a predicted model, not a curated record. Lineage: Eukaryota; Metazoa; Chordata; Actinopteri; Cypriniformes; Catostomidae. Bases 145 to 489 code for a protein of 114 amino acids.